AUGUCCGACUCUGAAGGACACAUCGAGUCGCCGGCGGCCGCGGCCGAAUCGCCUGUGGCUUCGCCUCCGGCGGACUCGCCAAUUGCAGAUGACGACGAUGCGAUUGCGAGUGGCGAUGACCUGUUCGGCGGCGGUGACGACGAUGACGAGGGCCAGCUGUCGGACCAGCCGCUGAGCGAGCACGGCCUCGACUCGGAUGACGACCGAGACGAGGACGGCGAGCGCUAUGGCGAGGACGGCGGGCGCAGCGCGCGACAGCAACAGCGGCAGACGCGCGAGGAGACGGAGAUGGACGUGGACAUGUAUCGGCACAGGACGCCCAAAUCGACGGACGGAAAUCUCCAAUCCCUGCGGAUCCCCCCAUUCAUCAAGAUGAACCCCGAAGAGUACCGCCCCGACACCUUUGUGCCCACCGACUUUGACCUGGAAAACUCCCUCGCCAAGAACCCGCACUCGGUCGUCCGCUUCCGCCGCGACCCCGAAACCGGCGCGGUCCAGAGCAACGCCGCCAUCUACCGGUGGAGCGACGGCUCUGUCACGCUUGCCGUCGGCGACGAGCACUUUGAAGUGCUGACCAAAGGCCUCGCCGACCCCGAACACCUCACAGAAAAGGGCGGCUACCAGGAGCUGCAGGACGCCCACUACUAUGCCGCCGCCGCCCAUCUGAGCAGCUCGCUGCUUCUGACCGUCGGCCACGUCACGGCCCAGUACAGCGUGCGUGCCAACCACACGGUGGCCGACGACGCCCUCAAGCGCCUGACCGAUCGGCUGCAAGCGGCCACGCAGAGCCCCGACCACACCGCCAACAUGAUCAUUCGGACCGUGCGCGACCCGGAGCUGGCCAAGAAGGAGGCCGAGCUCGCCGAGAAGGAGCGCGAGCGCGCCAAGCGGCGGCGCGAGACAGCGGCUGCUCGUCUUGACGGAUCGGCGAGUGUCGGCGGGCGUUCGGGCUGGGGCGGCGGCGCGCUCUCGGUGGGCGACCUAGAGGGCGGAGGACGCCGUGGUGGUGGCCGCCGCAAAGGCGGCCCCGGUGGCGCUGGUGCCCGCCCAAAGCGACGACGGGACGAGUACGACUCGGACGACGAGCUGCCGCAAGGGGCGCGGCGCAACGACGAGUACGACAAGGGCGACGACUUUAUCGCACCCAGUGACGACGACGUGUCAGACGAGGAGGGCGGGGAUGACGACGACGAAGAGGAGGAGGAAGAGGAGCUGGAUGACGAGGAGGAGGAGGAGGACGACCGCCGUGGCGGUUCGUCGCACCGGGCCAAGCGGCAAAAGACGGCCGAGGCCGAAGACGACGACGCAGAAGGUGACGACGACAUUCCGGCCGCACGGCGGAACCGGCGAAACAUUAUUGACGACGACGACGACGAGUAG
Sporothrix schenckii 1099-18 is the source of this 1380-nucleotide messenger RNA. Its product is annotated as RNA polymerase-associated protein LEO1. The coding region runs from base 1 to 1380 and encodes 459 amino acids. The record is from RefSeq and is a predicted model, not a curated record. Lineage: Eukaryota; Fungi; Ascomycota; Sordariomycetes; Ophiostomatales; Ophiostomataceae. Gene Ontology annotation, cellular component: Cdc73/Paf1 complex; nucleus. Gene Ontology annotation, biological process: positive regulation of transcription elongation by RNA polymerase II; transcription elongation by RNA polymerase II. The transcript has 2 exons. Gene Ontology annotation, molecular function: RNA polymerase II C-terminal domain phosphoserine binding.